Molecule: messenger RNA, 4064 nt
Organism: Plutella xylostella (diamondback moth)
Lineage: Eukaryota; Metazoa; Arthropoda; Insecta; Lepidoptera; Plutellidae
Gene: Chsy
Product: Chondroitin sulfate synthase
Cellular component (GO): Golgi cisterna membrane
Molecular function (GO): glucuronosyl-N-acetylgalactosaminyl-proteoglycan 4-beta-N-acetylgalactosaminyltransferase activity
Source: RefSeq, a predicted model, not a curated record
UGCUCGAGCGUUGUUUUGAGGUAGUCCAGUUAGUCGGCGCUCGGCGCGCGGGUGCCACGUGCUCGCCUGACGUGGCGCAGAUAGCCGCGAUAGCGAUAGCGCCGCGAUACUCCGCGAUAACACUCGGCCGCCGACGGUCGUCGCCAUGUGAUCGCUCCGAUGGGAGCCGAGCAAAAAAUCCGUCCGCCAGUGCACCCCUGUGAGACACAAAAAAGGGAUAAAAAGGGUAUUCCGGGAAUGCACACAUGUGUAGUGUGCGGGUAGCGGGCGCCACUUCAGACUCAGUGCUUCGAUGGCGCGGCGUGGCAAGUGGGCCGGGCUGGUGGUGGGACUGGCGCUGGGGCUGGCGCUGGGCGCGCUGCUCCGGCGGGGCGGGCGCGCGCCGGCGCCGUGCCGCCCCGCGCCCCCCGACCCGCUCGCGCUGCUGCAGCUGGCGCCCAACGAGACGCGCGACAACUCGCGGCGCGCGCUCGUGCUGGUGGGCGUGAUGACGGCGGCGCAGUACCUGGACACGCGCGCGCGCGCCGUGCACGAGACCUGGGCGCGCGACCUGCCGGGCCGGCUGGCCUUCUUCAGCUCGGAGGGCUCGCGCGCGCCGGGCCUGCCGCUGGUGGCGCUGCGCGGCGUGGACGACAGCUACCCGCCGCAGAAGAAGUCGUUCCUGAUGCUGCUGCACAUGUACGAGCAGUACGGGGACCGCUUCGAGUGGUUCAUGCGCGCGGACGACGACGUGUACGUGCGCGGCGACCGGCUGGAGGCGUUCCUGCGCGGCGUGGACAGCCGCAAGCCGCAGUUCAUCGGGCAGGCGGGGCGCGGCACGGCGGCGGAGCGGGACGCGCUGGCGCUGGCCCCGGACGAGAACUUCUGCAUGGGCGGGCCGGGCGUGCUGCUGUCGCGCGCUGCGCUGGCGGCCGCGGCGCCGCACGUGCGCUACUGCCUGCAGCACCUGCUCACGAGCCACGAGGACGUGGAGCUGGGCCGCUGCGUGGCGCGCUUCGCCGGCGUCGCCUGCACCUGGAGCUACGACAUGCAAACCAUCCUGCACCACAACAGCAGCGGCGCGGCGGCGUACACCGGCCGGCUGAAGCGCCGCGAGGUGCACCGCGCGAUCACGCUGCACCCCGUCAAGGACCACCGCUACAUGUACCGAUUGCACUCCUACUUCAAGAACCUCCGCAUCCAAGAGCUCCGCGAGCAGUCGGUGCAGCUGCACCGCGACAUCUCUUCCUCACUGAAGGCGCUGGGCGUGGCCAGUGACCAUGCCCAGGGGUACACACUGCCCGGGGGCCUGCCGCUGUUCCCCGCCAAGAUCGGACAGGCGGGGUACUUGGGGGAUAAUGAGAUUUUAGGCGCCCCAGUCGAGCUGGACCGUUACAAGCCGGCAGACUUCGACGACGUGGUGCUGUACGACUUCGUGAGCAAGUCCAUCUACUCCACCACGCACCAGAACCCCAAGAGGAAGAUCGAACUGCCGCUGAAGGAAGCCCUGGAUGACGUCAUCAGAGAGGUAAUGGAGAUAAUCAACCAGCCGUCCCGGCAGCGCGGGCGGGUCAUCGACUUCAACGAGCUUCUCUACGGCUACACCCGGCUGGAUGCGCUGCACGGGGCGGACCACGUGCUGGACCUGCUGCUGCAGUACCGGCGCUACCGCGGCCGCAAGAUGACCGCCGCUGUGAGGAGACACGCGUACUUGCAGCAGAGCUUCACCGGAAUGGAUAUUAGAGAGCUGCCCCUGGGAGACCCGCCUUCACCUGACGGCGACUCCUACCUGGAGAGCACCGGAGCCGCCAGCAGAGGCGACGUCGACUACGAAGACUUCGACGAAUCCAACAAAGAACAGAACGGCUUCCUAGAUUUAAAUAAUAUUAACAAGCCCCUUAAAGAAGCUUGGGAGAGUGGACUCAUGAAACUACAAAAUAAUUUGCCCAAAGCACUCACGUGGGGCGCAGACAAAGAAUACCCAAUCUAUGAUAGAAGAAUAAACUUCAUUCUGCCGCUAGCGGGCAGACUGGACAUAUUCAUUCGAUUCAUGAAGAACUACGAAGAUGUAGUCCUGAAAACCGAUGAGGCUGUGACACUUAUAGUCAUACUCUACUUAGAUGGUAAAAACCCUAUUGAUUACAAGAGGUCAGAGAAUUUGAUAGAUUAUUACAAUGAUAACUACUCGAGUGAUAAACAAGUGAAGGCGGUUAAGAUGGGAUCCACAACGUUCUCCCGCGGCGCCGCGCUCACUGAGGGCAUCAAGCUGUGCGAACCUGAAGACCUCAUGUUCUUUGUUGACGUCGACAUGAUGUUCAACUUCGACACUCUCAGAAGAAUCCGCAUUAAUACUAUCAAGUACUACCAAGUUUACUUCCCAAUAGUGUUUAGUGAGUACAAUCCUGACGUAGUGAACGGUGAAGACUAUAACAAAUUUAAAGGUGAUAAUGUAGAUACAAAGACAGAUUUAGGUAGAUACGAUAACAUCCCGACCGAGGGCAAAACGGAGCGUGAAGUCACAAAUCUUAAAUACACAAAGCGCAUCCAUGAUGAUUUCGGUUACUUUAGACAGUACGGUUUUGGUAUAUUAAGUAUUUAUAAGAGUGACUUUGAAAGUGUGGGUGGUUUCAAUUUGACUAUUAAGGGGUGGGGGAUGGAAGACGUUCAGUUGUUCGAGACGCUGAUCAAGUCAAACUUGACGGUGUUCAGGAUAGCUGACGACAGUCUGGUGCAUAUCUUCCACUCGGUGGACUGUGAUAAGAGUUUGGAGGCGAGUCAGUACACCAUGUGCCUGGGGACGAAGGCGUCGACGUACGGCAGUGACAAGCACAUGGCCUAUUAUAUGCUGAACCACCCCGACGUCCUGUGGCCACCAACCGAAGACAAGAAAGGUGCUAGCUAGUACAGGGACUGCUUAGGUUUUCAAUUGUGUGUAAGGUGAAGAGAUUAAUUAAUUUAUUCCUGCGCUUUUAAUGCCAAUUCCUUAAUUGUAUUUUUGUAACUUAAACCUGAGAUUGUUGUUCCUUUGUAUAUGAUAUGUUAAGAAAUAUUACGAAGAAAGAAUUAAUGCUCUUAAAUGUUCCAAUCUACUCAUUGCAUUUAAAUUUGGCUUUGCCUGUUUUAUUUCUAAAGUAUGUUGUAGUUUGGUAAGGACGGUGCUUUUAUUUAAUUUGACUGUAUCGAAUUGAAGAGCUUGUAAAUUAUACUGUAUUUUUUGUCUUGGUAGGUACAGGUUAUUUUAAAGCAUUUAAUAUUAUGUACAUCAAAUAGCUAAUGUUCCUAUUGACCUAAUUAGGUAGGUAGGUAUAAGUUUUAAAACAUAAUGAUAUUUAGUUACGUUACGAAUGUUACGAUACGAAAUAUCCUUAAUCCAAGAAUUCCAAUGUGAUUGAUUUUACAAUGAUACAAAUUACUUAUAUACUUACCAUUUUCCGAACUGCUGGUUAUUUUAGUUUAGGUUAACGAAAUCUUGAAUGCCUUCUACUCUUGGUUGUGUAUAAAAAUAUGUUGUUAAGUACUUGCAAUUUUUAUUUUACUGCUUAUUCUUAUCUUUAUGUCUAGCCAUCUUGUGAACAAUAUAAUAAUUUUCAUUACAUUUAGGUACAGGCAUUAUGCCAUCCAGAUAUUUGAUCCCCUGAUUUAGGCAAUUCGACUGUAAUGGGGACCAGACACGGCCCUUGCCCAUGCACUGUGGUGGAUAUCAACUUAUGGCAAGGUACACUGCAUAGGUCAUAGCUAUCCUUAACUAGUGUAUCUUAUGCCUAAACACCUUUUUACCAUAUUUUAACAUUUAUAUCAAUGGUCACAUUUUGUCAUAAUACUUAGGUAGUUAAGUAAGUAAUUGUAAAUAUUUUGUAAUAUAUUGUGCUCAAUAAGUGCCAAUUUAGAAAAUAGAUAAUUAUUAGUUAGCAAAACAAAUUGUGUCUGUUCGUACAAAAAUGCGCUCGGAAGUAUUGUUAUUUGUAUAUUAAAUUUUUGAUAUUAAUAUUUGUACCGAAGUGCCGAAAUGUAAUAAUAUAAUUGUGAGUCGAAACCAAGUUAGUUGCAUUUUAUUUUAUGUAUUAAAUAAAUGUAUUUUUUAUAAA